Molecule: messenger RNA, 300 nt
Organism: Chondrus crispus (carragheen)
Lineage: Eukaryota; Rhodophyta; Florideophyceae; Gigartinales; Gigartinaceae
Exons: 1
Coding region: 1-300 (99 amino acids)
Source: RefSeq, a predicted model, not a curated record
AUGUCCUACAGGAGGGUGAAUCUUGUUGUCUUUGUCAAAAGUUUCGCAAACGUAGAGUGCGAUCGCCACAGACUCAAGCAAGACAGAACCAUCAGGGAAAACGAGAAAGGGGACCACACGACGAGGAGAGUAGGCAGGAAUGGAAGGAUGCUUCUUAAGAUCGACAUCAGAGAUUUCUUUGACUGCGACUUCAGAGGUGGGAAUUUCGAGCUCCUGGAGAACAAGGUAGGGCAUAGAGGAGGAGUACCAUUUGACAUGAUAGAGAGUCGGGACAGUGUGGGAGUCGGACGCCAUUGCUAG